Messenger RNA from Camarhynchus parvulus, 726 nucleotides. RefSeq names its product chromosome 5 C14orf180 homolog (gene C5H14orf180). The record is from RefSeq and is a predicted model, not a curated record. NCBI's taxonomy places the organism in Eukaryota, Metazoa, Chordata, Aves, Passeriformes, Thraupidae.
AUGCCUGAAAGGAAGCGAGCCCUCUCCCGCUGCCAGAGCAGCCCUGCUUCCAGCUGCACAGCCAGUAUUAUCACUGGGUGCUAUUUUUGGCUCCUGAGUAUCUCAUCCUUCCCACACCAGCCCUGGUACAAAGGACACAAACUCUUCUUCCCCCUCCUCAUCCUCCUCUCUGCUCCCGGCUGUGCGGAGCCGCUGCCGGCUCCGUCCCCCUGCUCAGGGAUCUCUGGACACUUUUCCCUGCUCCUUCAGUUUCUGGGCAAGAGGCUUUCCAUCCAAAGCUUCAUGUGGGAGGCUUCAUGUUGGCAUCCAGAGUACAUGUCCCAAAUAUGUCCAGCCUCACGUCCUGAUCCUAGUGCCAAAGAGCUGCAGACAGAUGACAGCAGCUCUCCUCCUUCCAUACUGAGGAAAAGGCCACCUGUGGACCAAGCUGUGGGGGAGAGGCGGAGAGCAGAGAGAAGGGUUCGAUUCCGUGAGCCAGAAGAAGUCAUUGAACAUGUAAUUUCCUGCUGUGACUACGUAGUGGCAGAUGACAGGACAUCAUCUGGAUUGCCUGUGCUCCUGUGGCUCUUGUUUUGUGCAGUGCUGAUCCUUGCUGUGAGUCUCUACUUCACCAGCAUGAAGCAAGAUGUCACAGUCCUGGAGGAAUUUCAAUCCCGACUCGUCAUAUUCUUUCUGCACAUAAGACACGUUGCUCAGAGGUGCUGGACUUGGUUUCUGAGGCAGUAG